Blepharisma stoltei is the source of this 249-nucleotide messenger RNA. NCBI's taxonomy places the organism in Eukaryota, Ciliophora, Heterotrichea, Heterotrichida, Blepharismidae. The record is from the annotation of a GenBank genome assembly.
AUGAGAUCUCCAAUUAAAAAAGUCUACCGAGAGCAGUUAAAAUGCUCAUCAAAAUCGAACCUAUCCUUGUUUCCAAGCCUCAAGCAAGCUUCUGGGCUUAUUUCUAAGCCAAAAUAUCAAGUUCCUCAUAGAAGCUCAACUCUUACCAAAAUUCAUCUAAAUCUUGCUCCUCCUGAGACUUCUCUACCCUUAUCAAGACUUCCCCCUACAAUUUUGCCUCCAAAAAAACCACGAAAAAAGCCUAAUUAA